Molecule: messenger RNA, 858 nt
Organism: Ipomoea nil (Japanese morning glory)
Lineage: Eukaryota; Viridiplantae; Streptophyta; Magnoliopsida; Solanales; Convolvulaceae
Exons: 1
Coding region: 1-858 (285 amino acids)
Source: RefSeq, a predicted model, not a curated record
AUGCCAGAAGAGUUAAGAGAAGCACGAGUGGCCAGGUUGAUUGAUUUACAAACAGAUACAUGGGAUCCACAUAUUUUAUGUGUUCUAUUUAUUCCUGAAGAUGUGAACCGGAUAAGUAUGAUUCCUAUUGGUCCUGACUACGAGGACUUAUGGUAUUGGAUGAGUGACCCAAAAGGGACAUACACACUGAAGAACGCCUAUAGGCGUAUUGUGGGGUAUUAUGAGAGUAACCUAGCGGUGUUUGAUAAAUGGGUUUUGAUGUGGAAAUUAAAGGUCCCUCCCAAGUGGAAGACAUUUUUGUGGAGAGCCAUAUGUGAUAUUUUACUCACUACCACUAAUUUGAUUAUAAAGAGGGUAGAGGUGGACCCAACAUGCCCAAUGUUUGCUUUAGAUCAUGAAGAUGUGUUACAUGCUUUAGUGCUCUAUGAAUAUUCUACACUUGUUUGGAAUAUAACACAAUCGCCUAUCACUAAUAUUAUUACAGAUUCUUUUUCAACAUGGCUAAUGGGGGCUUUGGCGGUCUUAACGGAGGAGCAAACCCGGUUAUUGGUAGCCGUGUUGUACCAUAUUUGGAGGAGCCGCAACUCAGCCGUGUGGACGGGGUCUAUGAUGCGGCCAGCCGAUGUCGGGAGAGUGGCUGCUGUAUCUUUGCAGGCGUACGGCGGUGGGCGCUGCGCAACACCGCCAGGCACCGCCGUCUCCGGCGCCACCCACCGGAACGGAUAUGAACGGCAGCAGCCUCAGAUGCUAUGUGGACGCAGGUUUUCGUCGGGACACUGGAGAGGCCACGUACGGUAUUGUACUAAUUUCACCAGAGGGCUCUUUCUCACCAUUUAUGGCGGAGGCAUAGACAUAUAA